Penicillium brevicompactum is the source of this 402-nucleotide messenger RNA. RefSeq lists its product as uncharacterized. Gene Ontology annotation, biological process: signal transduction. Lineage: Eukaryota; Fungi; Ascomycota; Eurotiomycetes; Eurotiales; Aspergillaceae. The transcript has a single exon. Bases 1 to 402 code for a protein of 133 amino acids. The record is from RefSeq and is a predicted model, not a curated record.
AUGGAUGGGGAAGAGCUAAUCGCCUCGGUCUUGCACAAGAUCGAGCGAGAGAAGGCCCUCAUCACCGCUGCCAGUAAUAUGCGGCAGUCCACCGACAACCCCCUCGUGCAACAGAGAGUCGAUGCCAAUAUUCGCGAAGGCCGCAAAAAUAUCGCUUAUCUGGAGGAGAAAAUGCGGGAAUUAGAGAUCCGCCAACGAAACCAAGGCGCUGGCUCCCCCGGCCAGCGUGGAGGCCCCCUCCUCCACCCAAAGACUACGCUGGAUAUGGCGGCGAACAAGGCGACUACGGCGAACCGCACUAUCCUCAGGGAGGCUCAGGCUCGAUGCCUUCCGGUGCCCCAUUCCCCGACCCUCGACCUUACGCCCCGAUCCCGAAGGCUCGGCCCAAUUACACAAAGCUAG